AUGGCUCCGAACUCCAUCCACUGGUUCAGGAAGGGUCUGCGUCUCCAUGACAACCCUGCGUUGCGGGAGGCAGUCCAAGGGGCAGGGACUGUGCGCUGCGUCUACUUCCUGGAUCCGUGGUUCGCCGGCUCCUCCAACGUUGGCGUCAACCGGUGGAGGUUUCUGCUACAGUGUCUGGAAGACCUGGAUUCCAGCCUGAGGAAGCUGAACUCACGCCUGUUCGUCAUCAGAGGUCAACCGGCCAAUGUGUUCCCGAGGCUUUUCAAGGAGUGGAAAAUCAACCGUCUGACCUUUGAGUACGACUCGGAGCCGUUCGGGAAAGAGAGAGAUGCAGCCAUCAAGAAGCUCGCAAUGGAGGCGGGAGUGGAGGUCAACGUACAGAUCUCACACACUCUCUACGACCUGGACAAGAUCAUCGAGCUGAACGGCGGGCAGCCUCCUCUGACGUACAAACGGUUCCAGACGCUGAUCAGCCGCAUGGAGCCGCCUCAGGAGCCUGUGGAGGCGCUGUCCGAGCUGCUGAUGGGACGCUGCGUCACUCCUGUCUCUGAGGACCACGGGGACAAGUACGGAGUGCCGUCUCUGGAGGAGCUGGGUUUUGACAUUGAGGGCCUUCCUACAGCCGUGUGGCCCGGAGGAGAGACCGAAGCUUUGACGAGGAUAGAGCGCCAUCUGGAGAGAAAGGCUUGGGUGGCUAACUUUGAGCGUCCCAGGAUGAACGCUAACUCUCUGCUGGCCAGUCCCACCGGCCUCAGCUCAUACCUGCGCUUCGGGUGCCUCUCCUGUCGCCUCUUCUACUACAAACUCACCGACCUCUACCGCAAGGUGAAGAAAAACAGCUCCCCUCCCUUAUCUCUGUACGGGCAGCUCCUCUGGCGUGAGUUCUUCUACACCGCUGCCACCAACAACCCACGCUUCGACAAGAUGGAGGGUAACCCUAUCUGCGUGCGGAUCCCCUGGGACCGAAAUCCGGAGGCGCUGGCGAAGUGGGCGGAGGCCAAGACAGGUUUCCCUUGGAUCGACGCUAUCAUGACUCAGCUGAGGCAGGAGGGUUGGAUCCAUCACCUGGCCAGACACGCCGUGGCCUGCUUCCUCACACGCGGAGACCUGUGGAUCAGCUGGGAGGAGGGCAUGAAGGUGUUUGAGGAGUUGCUCUUGGACGCCGACUGGAGCGUGAACGCCGGGAGUUGGAUGUGGCUUUCUUGCAGUUCCUUUUUCCAGCAGUUUUUCCACUGCUACUGCCCCGUGGGCUUCGGCCGCCGCACCGACCCCAACGGGGACUUCAUCAGACGUUACUUACCUGUCCUCCGAGGUUUCCCGGCCAAAUACAUCUACGACCCCUGGAACGCCCCAGAGUCGGUGCAGACCGCCGCCAAGUGCGUGAUCGGUGUGCACUACCCCAAACCCAUGGUGCACCACGCAGAGGCCAGCCGGCUCAACAUUGAGAGGAUGAAGCAAAUUUACCAGCAGCUCAGCCGAUACCGAGGCCUGGGUCUGUUGGCGUCCGUGCCGUCGACCAAUGGGAACGGGAACGGGGCGAUGAUGGUGUAUUCUCCUGGAGAGCAGCAGCCUGGAGCUAACAACAACGUUCCAGGGAGCAGUGCAUCAGGCAGUCCGGUGGCUACAGCUAAAGGCAGCGGUAGCAUCCUGAUGAAUUUUGACAAUGAGGAGCAACAACAGCCACAAAUGCAGCAGCAGCAGCAUGUAUACCACACAGUGCCAGACACCAGCAGCAGGAUCUACCAUGAGUUUGCUGUGCCUCAACAUCCAGGAUUGCACCUCCAGGCCAGAGGGGGCGUCACUGGCAAAAGGGAGCGAGAGUCGGAACGAGAAGGAUCAGUUUCAGAGGAGCAGGCGUCCUGUUCUGUUCACAAGAUGCAGCGGCAAAGUGCAAAGACUUAA
Messenger RNA from Knipowitschia caucasica, 1902 nucleotides. The record is from the annotation of a GenBank genome assembly. NCBI's taxonomy places the organism in Eukaryota, Metazoa, Chordata, Actinopteri, Gobiiformes, Gobiidae.